AUGGGCCAGUGUGAAGUUCCGCGAGAUCCCCGCUACCCUGACUGUCCUGGCAAAGUGGAUUGGAUGCGCGCCCGGUGGACCUCGGACCCCUGCUACGCCUUCUACGGGGUGGACGGCUCGGACUGCUCCUUCCUCAUCUACCUGAGCGAGGUGGAGUGGUUCUGCCCCCCGCUGGCCUGGAGGAACCACACCACCACCGUCUCCACGGUUGUCAAGAAGAGCUCCACCAAGAGACAGGCGGCGUUCCGUACGGACCUGGCGUCUCUGCUGGAGCAGGUGGGCACGGGGAAGGAGUCGCUGAGCUUCAUGAAGAGGAGGAUCCGCAGGCUGGCCGCCCAGUGGGCCACCGCCGCCCAGCGCCUGGACACCAAGCUCUACCGCCGCUGGAGGGAGCAGAAGAAGAUCCUGGUGCACGUGGGCUUCCUGACGGAGGAGUCCGGCGACGUGUUCAGCCCCAAGGUGCUGAAGGGCGGCCCGCUGGGGGAGAUGGUGCAGUGGGCCGACAUCCUGACCGCCCUCUACGUGCUCGGACACAACCUCAAGAUCUCCGUCUCCGUCAAGGAGCUGCAAGGGUUCCUGGGCGUGCCCCCUGGGAGAGGAAGCUGCCCUCUGACUGGCCCGCUGCCCUUUGACCUCAUCUACACGGACUACCACGGCCUGCAGCAGAUGAGGCAACACAUGGGCCUCUCGCUCAAGAGACACAAGUGCCACAUCAGAGUGAUUGACACGUUUGGCACGGAGCCCGCCUACAACCACGAGGAGUACGCCACCCUGCACGGCUACAGGACCAACUGGGGCUACUGGAACCUCAACUCCCGCCAGUACAUGACCAUGUUCCCCCAUACGCCGGACAACUCCUUCAUGGGCUUCGUGUCGGAGGAGCUCAACAACACGGAGAAGCGCAGCAUCCAGCUGAACAAGGUGCGCAACAUGGCCGUGGUCUACGGCAAGGAGGCCAGCAUGUGGAAGGUAAGAGGCAAGGAGCGCUUCCUGCAGAUCCUGCACCGCUACAUGGAGGUGCACGGCACCGUCUACUACGAGACGCAGCGGCCGCCCGAGGUGCCCGCCUUCGUCAAGAACCACGGCCUGCUGCCGCAGCACGAGCUGCAGACCCUCCUGCGCAAGGCCAAGCUCUUCAUCGGGUUCGGCUUCCCCUACGAGGGCCCGGCUCCCCUGGAGGCCAUCGCCAACGGCUGUGUGUUCCUGCAGCCGCGCUUCCGGCCGCCGCACAGCUCGCUCAACCACGAGUUCUUCAGGGGGAAGCCCACGUCCAGAGAGGUGUCCUCGCAGCACCCGUACGCAGAACAGUACAUCGGGCCGCCGCACGUCAUGACGGUGGACUUCAACAACUCAGACGAGUUUGAGUCGACCAUCCGGGAGAUCAUGAGGACUCAGAUGACUCAUGACCAGCCGCCCGCGGUGGAUGACCGACCGUGUCCGUGUCCGGCGCCCUCAGACUGGACCGCUGGAGUGACCUGUAGACUAGAGCGUCCAGAGCAGGGAUUUCUGCAGCCCCGGAGGAACCCCUUCCCUCCGCCCAACGGCUCCCAGGCGUGGCAGGGGAACCCGUUUGUGCGUCUGCCCAACGCCACGUCCCUGGGCUGGGCGUCCAACGCCAGCGCGCCCCCCUGCUGGCCCCCGCUGAGCGCGCUGCGGCUGCUGGCGUCGGCCGAGGGCCAGUCCUGCGUGGAGGCGUGCGCCCGCGCCGCGCUGGUGUGCGAGCCCGCCUUCUUCCGCUUCGUCAACAACAAGGAGGCCCUCGCCCGGCUGGAGGUGCAGUGUGAGGCGGUGGAGGCGGAGGUCAACCACGUCUUCCCGGCGUUCUCGGCCCCGCGGCGCGAGUGCUGCCUGCAGAAGGAGCCGCUACUCUUCAGCUGCGCCGGCCACAGCCCCAAGUACCGCCGCCUCUGCCCCUGCAGGGACUACCGCCGCGGACAGGUGGCGCUGUGCCGGGACUGCUUAUGAUGAAGAGGGAGGGAAAAAAGACGAGUCCCCUCUUCCUCCUCCUCCUCUUCGACGACCCUCUCAUCCCCCUCUCCCUCCCUCCAUCCCUCCCUUACUCCACCAAAACGCUCAAUGCUUGUGCGUCGCAUCGCUUGCUCUGCUGGCUUCCCUCGUCUGGGUCCUGUAAGGCAGGAGGGGAGUCUGGAGCCGGCCCUGGCUGCCAUCAGCCCUGCAGAGAGGA
Molecule: messenger RNA, 2185 nt
Organism: Sardina pilchardus (European sardine)
Lineage: Eukaryota; Metazoa; Chordata; Actinopteri; Clupeiformes; Clupeidae
Product: alpha-1,6-mannosylglycoprotein 6-beta-N-acetylglucosaminyltransferase B-like
Biological process (GO): protein N-linked glycosylation
Cellular component (GO): Golgi apparatus
Molecular function (GO): alpha-1,6-mannosylglycoprotein 6-beta-N-acetylglucosaminyltransferase activity
Source: RefSeq, a predicted model, not a curated record